AAAAAAUUAAUAUAUUUUUUUAAACAUUAAAAAAUCAAUAAAAAAAAUUUCUUCCAGAUCUCUUUCAGUCCUACUGCCCGGCCGGCCGAUCUCUGAAGCCUGCUCUUCCUCUUCUCUCUUUCCCUUUCCCUUCCCUGCUCUCUUUUUCUUCUCUCUGGGCUAUGGCAGAUCGUAGGAAGAAGCAAAUCGCAGGUCUUCUUCUUCUGCUUCUUGAGACAGAGGCCAGCCGAUAUUUCCAUCCAAGAUUUCCACCUACAACCGGCUUUUCCUCUGUGUUUCCACCAUUGUCCAUCAAAAAUCCGACACUCCCAUCGAUUUUCGACGACUCUGCCGACAUUUGUCGACUCCGGCGAUAUUUCAGAAACUUCUUCCACCCCCCUAUCGGUGUCGCCGGUGUCCGACACACGACAUUGUCGCCGAUAUUUCCACUGUGUCACCGAUUUUUGCUUAACUGGAUAUCUGCUAGGAAAAUAUCUGCUGACCAAAUUUCCUAAUUAAAAGGUGUAAUUCACAAAUUGUGAAAACUCAAGCACUCUAUCAGGAGAAAUAUUUGGAGUAGUUAACAGCUUAUUUAUAAAGCAGGUAAUACGUACAAACUCCAUGUAUUAUUAUUAUUAUUAUUUUUCUUUUUCAGUCUAACAAGUUUUAGUUGAAAAGUAAGCACUGAAUUUGGGACUUGACAAGUUAGGUGUGUACUAAUUAAUGAGAUGAGACUAUAGUCAAUCAGCUGAAUAUAUAAGCAUCCUCAAAAGUCCAAACCUCCAACAAACUAACCCAAACCUCCAAAAGCUAACCCAAACUCAUCACAAAUUGCUCUGAUCAUCAUGGCUCUUUGGUAUCCUGGGCAACAUAUCUCAGCUUCGUUGAUUACCACUUUUUUGCUUCUGAAUUAUAUCCCAUAUUCAUCCUUUUCACUUGAAUUUGAUUAUCCAGUACUAGAUCAACAUAAUCGUACCUUAAUAACCCAAGGAAAUACUACAUAUUUGGGUUCAGAAAUCCAACUGACCAAAUUAAACAAAACAGACCAGAUUGGGCAUGUAAAGUAUUUUGAAGACUUUCAACUUUGGGACAAAGCCACUGGAAGAGUAUGGGAUUUCACUACCAGUUUCUCCUUUAUCAUCUACUCGCCAUUUGAUCCACGUGGAGAUGGUUUGGCCUUCUUCCUCGCACAGCCUCCGUUUGGAAUUCCAAGUACUACUGAUGCCAGCGGAAUGGGUUUGACAGAGGCCGGUGGCUCCACCUCAAGUUCGCAUCCAUUUGUUGCGGUGGAGUUCGAUACCUUGCGAAAUUACUUCGACCCAAUAGAUGUUGGCGAGCAUGUAGGAGUCAACGUCAAGGACAUGAUUUCUAGUAAGUACUCAUCUUGGUCUUGUAAUAUCUCAACCUUGAAGGUAUACAAUGCCACUGUAAGUUACAGUUCUAGGAUGAAAAAUCUAAGUGUUAUCUAUACUGGAUAUAAUAAAGAGGAUGUUCCAUUUCAGCAAAGUCUUUCCUAUGGAAUUAAUUUAACAGAAUAUUUACCAGAGAGGGUUACUUUUGGCUUCUCAGCUGCCAAUGGAUUAUUCACUUCCAGACACAUUCUUCGUUCAUGGUCAUUCCAUUCUGGUGACUUCACAACAAGCACGACUUCUGAUUCACCAAAAAAAACAAGCACAAAUUCUAAGACAAGGUUGGUCAUUGGGAUAAGCGUAGGUGUUUGUGUUUUUGUUGGAGCUUUAGCUUUUAUUUCUUUUGGUAUAUGGAAGUGGAAGAAGAGUACCGAAGAGGAAGGUGAAGAUGAUGAUGAAUUGAGUAUUGAUCCGUUAAUGGACAAUGAUUUUGAGAGAAGCAGUGGAGCUAAAAGGUUUUCCUACGAUGAGUUAGUCGCAGCAACAGCCAACUUUUCAGAGGAAGAGAAACUUGGACAAGGAGGCUUCGGUUGUGUUUAUAGAGGUUUUUUGAAAAACAUGAGUUCGUAUGUAGCUAUAAAGAAGAUAUCCACCAAAUCUCAACAGGGGAUAAAGGAAUACGCAUCCGAGGUGAAGAUCAUCACCCAAUUGAGGCAUAGAAAUUUGGUACAACUCAUCGGUUGGUGCCACAGAAAGAAAGAUCUACUUCUCAUCUACGAGUUUAUGUCAAAUGGGAGUUUAGAUGUCCAUCUUUUCAGAGGUAAAAGCUUAUUGACUUGGGCGGCAAGGUACAACAUAGCUAGAGGUUUGGCCUCAGCAUUGCUCUACUUGCACGAAGAGUGGGAACAAUGCGUGUUGCAUAGGGAUAUUAAAUCAAGUAAUGUAAUGUUGGAUUCGAAUUUCAAUGCUAAGCUGGGUGAUUUUGGCUUAGCUAGGCUGGUGGACCAUGAAAAGGGGUCACAAACCACAAUGGUGGCUGGGACUUUGGGCUAUUUGGCUCCUGAAUGUUUCGCAACCAACAGGGCGAGGAGGGAAUCUGAUGUUUACAGCUUUGGUGUUGUGAUUCUGGAGAUAGCUUGUGGAAGAAAACCCUUCGAACCUGAGGUUGGAGAAAGUGAUCAUGAAGGUGGAUUAGUGGAGUGGGUAUGGAAGCUCUAUGGGAUGGAAAAGGUUUUGGAAGCGGCUGAUCCCAGACUUUGUAGGGAAUUUGAUGAGCAACAAAUGGAAAGAUUGAUGAUUGUUGGGCUCUGGAGUGCUCACCCGGAUUACAAUAUGAGACCUUCAAUUAAGCAAGCUACUCAUGUACUUGAAUUUGAAGCUCCAUUGCCUGCUCUGCCAUUAGAGAUGCCAUUGCCGACUUACUUGUCUCCUUCAUUUCCACAGUUUUUGUACGGUAGCACUUCUGCUUCUGAGGAUACCAAAACCGAGUCGUCAACCACUAUUAGUCACUAUACCAGUUCUUGAAGGAUCAAUAUUGACUUAGAAGCUUCUAAAAUUAACUAGUAUAUUUGACAUACUUGGUUGGCAAGUAAAGCAUUGGAAUUUGUGAAGAAAUAUCUAAAUUUGGCAAUGAAGAGCACCGACACAAUGGAGGAAGGUUUUGGAGUUGGUUUAUAACCGACAUUGUACAAAUUGUUAAAAGGGAAGCUUGGCUUCCAUUUGAGAUAAGCUAUCCUGGUGAGCUCUGGAGAUUGCAUGAGGUAGCUCCUCAUCUUAGUCUCUAGAGUGCUAUGCUUGUCAAUGUGAGUGUUCCAAAGGCUAUGUAAGUGUGGGUCCCGCUAAUGUAUGUAAGGGUUUAUAUAAAUGUGUUUGUAAAGUGUCUUGUAUAAGUCAUUAAUGUAAUACAAGUUAAUUUAAUCCCAACAAUUUGGCAUCAGAGCAAAAUUAGCCCCAACCGUUCCUCACAAUUCACUUCAUCUUUUAGCUAGUGGAUGGGUGUCUAGGUGUGGAAUUUUAUGCUUUUUGAUUCCAAAUAGUUUAGUUUGUACUCUUUAAUCUAUUGUUUGUUCAGAAGUUUGUUAUUAUACAUUUGACGUCAGCUUGUGGCCAUUCUAUAAAAGGCUAGAAUGUUAGAACUUGGCAAUUAUGUCAACCCAAACAGAACCAUGGGAUCUCUGUUUUAUGUUUUUUUUUUUUUGGCUAAACAAUAAUAUAGAUCAUCGUUCUGGUUUAGUAUUUUCCUUAUGUAGUAUUGGUCUGUGUUU
Molecule: messenger RNA, 3592 nt
Organism: Ziziphus jujuba (common jujube)
Lineage: Eukaryota; Viridiplantae; Streptophyta; Magnoliopsida; Rosales; Rhamnaceae
Product: L-type lectin-domain containing receptor kinase IX.1
Exons: 2
Coding region: 825-2852 (675 amino acids)
Biological process (GO): protein phosphorylation
Cellular component (GO): plasma membrane
Molecular function (GO): carbohydrate binding; protein kinase activity; ATP binding
Source: RefSeq, a predicted model, not a curated record